Molecule: messenger RNA, 940 nt
Organism: Phoenix dactylifera (date palm)
Lineage: Eukaryota; Viridiplantae; Streptophyta; Magnoliopsida; Arecales; Arecaceae
Product: Integrase-type DNA-binding superfamily protein
Biological process (GO): regulation of DNA-templated transcription
Molecular function (GO): DNA-binding transcription factor activity; DNA binding
Source: RefSeq, a predicted model, not a curated record
UUUAUCCAUUCCCCCCCUUGUAUCCAUCCGAUUUCUCAAGUGCAAUGCAUGCGAUCCUCAUAAAAAUUCACCCCAAAUUAUUAUAUUGCUCCUUUACGUAGCUACUCGGAAGCUCGCUCACUCUAACAACCUUCGCAUGUGGCCAAUAACACCGUCACCUCGCUUAUAUAUACUCUCCACACCCUUACAGCCUUACUCCCCCAACGCCACCACGAUAUUCUUACACUCUCUGUCUCCAUAAGCGCACGGAAAUGGAACAUGAGAGCAAAGUAGCCACGGCGGAUGCCGGCGUGCCGGCGACGAACUACCGGGGAGUACGCAAGAGGAAGUGGGGCAAGUGGGUCUCCGAGAUCCGAGAACCUGGCAAGAAGACACGAAUUUGGCUCGGAAGCUUCGAGUCGGCCGAGAUGGCUGCCGCCGCCCACGACGUCGCCGCGCUGAGGCUCAAGGGCCGCGACGCUCGCCUCAAUUUCCCCGAGGCCGUCGACCAGCUCCCCCGGCCCGCCAGCUCCGACCCGAGCGACAUCCGGUCCGCAGCCCUCGAAGCCGCCGCCAGGGUCCGGUUGAGGCAGGAAUUCGCCCGGUCGAGCCCCGUCAGCUCCGGCUCGACGGCGUCCGAGUGGCCGUGGAAUGACGAACUCGGGCUCGACUCGCCCAAGAUGUGGGUGGAGCUGGCGGAGGCCAUGCUGCUGGCCCCACCAGUCUGGUCCAAUGAUACCGGUGAGCUGGACGAUUGGGUGCAGGGAUCGCUGUGGGAUCCGCUGUUGUAAACUGUAAGGGCAACAUCCUUUAAUUUUUAAGAGAGGGGAUGGUUGGGUGUUGAUUUGUGUUUGGGAUAUCAAAGAUAUCGAUGUAGAAAAAUUUCACGUGAAUACAGGUGAAUGUAUUAUUAUGUUUGGAAAAGCAAACAAAGUGAAUAUUAUCGUGUGGCAUUAUAUAU